AUGAACAAGCCAGUUGCAUGUGUAUUACGAGAGUGGACCAAGACUUAUGGCAGUGUCUACGGCAUCCAAGAGGGUCUCAGAAGAACGUUAGUUGUGAGCGAUGUUGGGAUGAUUCGCGACUUGUUCAUCAAGCAGUAUGACUACUUUUACGGUCGGAGGAGCCAUAUGAUUGGCGGUGAUGUGGAGAACGAUCCUCGAGUUCACGUUUUCGAAGCGCAAGGUGUUCGAUGGAAGCGCCUCAGAACCAUUUCUACUCCAGCCUUUUCGUCGUCUUCUCUGAAAAAGAUUCGACCAACAAUCGAAAGCUCCGUUCUGGCUCUCAUGGACUUUUUCGAGAAGGAAGCAAAUAUGAAGGCCUUUGACGUCGUUCCCUUCUACAAAGAGUUCACCUUGGAUGUGAUCUACCGUAUUGCUAUGGGACAACGCGAAUCGGAGAUGUUCACUGAUAAGGAAAAAGUCGCUGCGGUGGACUCCGUGAGUGGCUAUUUUCACAUACGAGUAACAGCUUAG
Messenger RNA from Cooperia oncophora, 510 nucleotides. The record is from the annotation of a GenBank genome assembly. Lineage: Eukaryota; Metazoa; Nematoda; Chromadorea; Rhabditida; Trichostrongylidae.